Molecule: messenger RNA, 846 nt
Organism: Papilio polytes (common Mormon)
Lineage: Eukaryota; Metazoa; Arthropoda; Insecta; Lepidoptera; Papilionidae
Exons: 2
Coding region: 28-630 (200 amino acids)
Molecular function (GO): nucleic acid binding
Source: RefSeq, a predicted model, not a curated record
GGAUUACAACCACAAAUUGCAGAGUUGAUGGCAAACGAUGGAACUACAUGGCACUUCAUACCGCCAAGAGCGCCUAACUUCGGUGGUUUGUGGGAAGCAGGAAUCAAAUCUGUUAAGACUCAUCUCUUGAGGGUCUUAGGCAAUACAACAUUAACUUUUGAGGAAAUGACAACAUUACUUGCACAAAUAGAGGCUUGUCUUAACUCUCGUCCCAUCUGUGAGUUAAAUGACGAUCCUAACGAUGUUGCUGCACUCACACCUUCACACUUCUUAAUAGGUGAACCCUUAGUGGCUAUACCGGAGAAACUACAAACUAAUUUCAACAUCACCCCUCUGGAUCGCUGGAAACUAGUUAGAAAAAUUAGUGCUCAUUUUUGGCAACGGUGGAGUGUUGAAUAUUUGCAUUCUUUACAACAACGCCAUAAGUGGAAUUCUAAAACAAAGGCUCCAGAAAAGGGUGACAUAGUCCUCAUAAAGGAACCAGCUCUCCCCCCUACUAAAUGGCUACUGGCACGGGUCUUGGAAACACAUCCGGGACAAGAUGGGGAGGUGAGAGUGGUGAGUCUGCAAGCCAAGUCAGGCUUGCUGAAGCGUCCAGUUUCAAAACUGGUCGCUAUAUCUUCACACUAACUACGGUGGGCGGCGACAAGAAGAACGGAGUUCUUGGUGGGCGGGAUGUUUGCUUAUAACGCCAUCUAGUGAUAGCAUUUACACAACUUCUUGUCGUCAAUUCAUCGAAGCGGUCGCGGCCGCUUUUUUAAUCUGUCAUCUGUCAUCGCGUCUGCAAAAAACCACCAACGUCGUGCCGUGAGUUAAAUUCAAAUUUUGCUUAAUUUAUACAAUUUA